Molecule: messenger RNA, 855 nt
Organism: Cloeon dipterum
Lineage: Eukaryota; Metazoa; Arthropoda; Insecta; Ephemeroptera; Baetidae
Product: fibronectin type 3 and ankyrin repeat domains protein 1-like
Exons: 5
Coding region: 1-855 (284 amino acids)
Biological process (GO): regulation of apoptotic process
Cellular component (GO): nucleus
Molecular function (GO): protein binding
Source: RefSeq, a predicted model, not a curated record
AUGCGCCGGAUUGCCUUCGCCGUGAGAGCAAUUAAAUUGCAAAAACACGUGAGCGGCGAGAAAAAACCGCUGACGCCGUACGUGGAGGCGAGCGCGACCACUCUCAACUCGUUGCAGCUAGCUUGGCACCUGAACGAAGCUCAAAGGAAACUGGCAGAGACAAAGGGGGCAAAGUUCACAUCUCUCCUUGAGAUGUGCGACCCCGAAACGUUGGACUGGCAGCCUGUUUAUAGGCAAGUUGAACUCCACUUUCAGGAACUUGGAAUGUUUAACAGGGGAAACGAAUGCAAUUGUUCUGUUGAGGAACUCGCUCCGUCGACGGUCUACCUUUUCAGGCUGAAAGUUUUCGAAAGCGAGGAUCAAGAGAGCAACAUCAAGUGGAGCGAGUGCAUUUCAGGCCAAACGAGAGACGAGCCACCAUCUGCUAAAAGCUUGCACAAAGAAAUUGAGUUUGGAAACCAUCAGGAAGUUAGCAGAAUACUUCAAAUAAUACCCAUCGCAGCGAGCAGUUGUGCGUCGGACGCGGGACUGACGAGCCUGCAAACGGCGGUGCUCGGCUCUGACCUGAAAAUGGUGAAAAUGCUGCUGCAGCACUGCGAUAUCGAUGCCAAGAGCAUUGGCAACGGCAGAACGGCACUCAUGAUGGCAUGUGCCGCAGGAAAAGCCGACGUUGCUGAGUAUUUGCUUGAAAAUGGAGCAAAUAUUGAAAAGCAGGACAGGAUCGGAAUGACCGCGCUUCACCACUCGCUCUUGCAUGCAAGGAUGGUCAAAUUGAUUUUGGAUGCGGGUGCAGCGGUGGAUGCUGCCGACUCGUGCGGUUGGACGCCGCUGAUGAGAGCCGGUAAUUUGAUUUGA